Molecule: messenger RNA, 264 nt
Organism: Jaminaea rosea
Lineage: Eukaryota; Fungi; Basidiomycota; Exobasidiomycetes; Microstromatales
Product: Arf GTPase activating protein
Exons: 1
Biological process (GO): intra-Golgi vesicle-mediated transport; endocytosis; endoplasmic reticulum to Golgi vesicle-mediated transport
Cellular component (GO): Golgi apparatus
Molecular function (GO): GTPase activator activity
Source: RefSeq, a predicted model, not a curated record
AUGAACGCAAAAGCGGCUUCGCAACGCUACCAGCGACAAGUCCUCGAGCUGGCAAAACAGCCGGGCAACGACUUCUGUGCAGACUGCAAAGCCCGUAACCCACGAUGGGCUUCACACAAUCUCGGCAUCUUCGUCUGCAUGAGCUGUGCAGGCAUUCAUCGAAAGAUGGGGACCCACGUUUCCAAGAUCAAGUCAUUGACGCUCGACGAGUGGAACAAGGAGCAGGUCGAGAGGAUGAGGGAGAUGGGCAAUGUCAAGAGCAAU